This is a messenger RNA of Zophobas morio, 1170 nucleotides long. RefSeq lists its product as uncharacterized. The record is from RefSeq and is a predicted model, not a curated record. NCBI's taxonomy places the organism in Eukaryota, Metazoa, Arthropoda, Insecta, Coleoptera, Tenebrionidae. The coding region runs from base 1 to 1170 and encodes 389 amino acids. The transcript is spliced from 4 exons.
AUGCCGCCAAGCACUUCACGACCAAUGAGGAUCGGCUACGUGGAAAUGGCGGAUUAUAUAAAAUCAAAAUAUUGGAUUAAACGGAAAAUCGAAAAAGUCGAUGAUCCCGAAAACCUGUCUUUACUACCUCCGGUUAAAGACGCCGUUCCUAAGACUCCGGGUGCUCCGGAUGCUGCCGCGGACACGUCUAACCUCCACUGCACCUCGUUUACGGCAGUCCUGGAGGAGCAGCUGCAAGAAAAAAGCAAGAACAACGGGAUUGGAAAGAAGAAUUUGAGUUUGAUUAAGCGGACGUUGUCGUCGAGUUCGAGCGAGUCCGAGUCGGAUUUGGAGACGACGGCUGAAAGCACGAACAAGACGGUGAUUUGUAAGAAAAACCACACGACGGCGAUUAAAGAUAUUAUUAGUAAUGUGGAGGUUAAGAGUAUUCUGGACGAGCAAACGCGCAAGAAGAAUAUUCUCUCUCAGUUGGAAGAAAAGAGGCAGAGGACGAUACAGAAAAUCAAGAACCCGGAAGAGCCGAAGAAGGCGGCGAGAGGGCGAAAGAAGACUGAGAAGACUCCGAAAACGCCGAAAGCGACGAAGAGGAAAGCGAAGAAGAAGGUGGUGAGUACGGACGAGGAAGCGCAGAAGUUGGUGACGAAUUUGGCGGAAGGAGGGAUUCAUUUGGUGCAUAACAAGACGCCGAAGAAGACGGAGGUGAAGGAAAGCGAGACACAGGAGAACGAAAGUGAGGAGACUUUUGACACGAGAACUUACGAGGAUGAGGAAAUCGUGGAACAUAAUAGUAAAUGGAAAGAGAGGAGCUUUAAAAGCUACGAUUUUACGCUUUCAACGAAGAGCAUGUCUGCGAAUGUGUUCAUAGAAGAGUUGAAUACGGAAAUGACGAGGACUAUGAAAUGGGGCGACAUCGAGUGCGUUUUUGAUUCCACAAGGGUGCCGUCUCCAGUUAAGGACACUUCAGCGGAAAUGGACGAACUGAUGGACUACUGCAUAGUUGGUAGUGUUAGGGAAGAAUCUCCAGAUAUGAGCGAAGCGAAAGGGGGGAAGAAACGGAAGUCGAAGUUCGAUGACGACGACAGGAAUAAGGAUAAGAGGAACAAAACGUUCGAAAAUCUUCUCAAAAAUAUUGACGUGGACGAUUUUCUUAAUAAAGUACACGGAGAAUAG